Molecule: messenger RNA, 2673 nt
Organism: Jatropha curcas
Lineage: Eukaryota; Viridiplantae; Streptophyta; Magnoliopsida; Malpighiales; Euphorbiaceae
Product: beta-galactosidase 15
Biological process (GO): carbohydrate metabolic process
Molecular function (GO): carbohydrate binding; hydrolase activity, hydrolyzing O-glycosyl compounds
Source: RefSeq, a predicted model, not a curated record
CAUUCCUGUCAUCAUCGUUCGGUUCUUAGUUUCAACACUCCAUAGAAAUGGCUUCUGCAAAAUUUAAUUUGUCUGCGACUUUAACUUGCUUUUCUUUUCUGACCCUUCAUUUAUUGGCUUCUGCCACACUGGUUGCUUAUGAUGGAAGAGCCAUUAAAAUUGACGGGAAACACAGAGUUUUGCUAUCUGGCUCUAUUCACUAUCCCAGAAGCACAGUUGGGAUGUGGCCUGACCUCAUUAGGAAAGCAAAAGAAGGUGGAUUAGAUGCCAUUGAAACAUAUGUUUUUUGGAAUGCUCAUGAACCCGUUCGUCGUCAAUAUGAUUUCAGUGGUAAUCUUGAUCUCAUAAGGUUUAUCAAGACCGUUCGAGCUGAAGGACUAUAUGCAGUUCUUCGAAUUGGACCUUAUGUUUGUGCUGAAUGGAAUUAUGGAGGGUUUCCUGUGUGGUUGCAUAAUUUGCCUGGUGUUGAGCUACGCACAGCCAAUGAUGUGUUUAUGAAUGAAAUGCAAAAUUUCACCACAUUGAUAGUAAAUAUGAUGAAAGAAGAAAAUCUUUUUGCAUCCCAAGGAGGUCCAAUUAUUAUUGCACAGGUUGAGAAUGAAUAUGGAAAUGUGAUGUCUGCUUAUGGAGUAGGUGGAGAGGCAUAUAUUGACUGGUGUGCGAGUAUGGCUCAAUCGCUUGACAUUGGAGUUCCAUGGAUUAUGUGCCAACAAGAUAAUGCUCCCCAGCCAAUGAUCAACACAUGCAAUGGAUGGUACUGCGAUCAAUUCACACCUAAUAACCCUAAUAGUCCAAAAAUGUGGACUGAAAAUUGGACUGGUUGGUUUAAGAGUUGGGGCGGUAAGGACCCACACAGGACUGCUGAGGAUCUUGCUUUUGCUGUUGCUAGAUUUUUCCAACUCGGAGGCACAUUCCAAAACUACUACAUGUAUCAUGGUGGGACUAAUCUUGGGAGAACAGCCGGAGGUCCAUAUAUAACCACUUCCUAUGAUUAUGAUGCACCUCUUGAUGAAUAUGGAAAUUUGAAUCAACCAAAAUAUGGCCACUUGAAGCAACUUCACGAUGUUUUGCAUUCCAUGGAAUACAUUCUUACUCAUGGGAACAUCUCCGCAGUAGAUUAUAACAAUUCUGUUACGGCAACUGUUUAUGCAAGUGAGAAAGGAUCGAGCUGCUUUUUCGGCAAUGCAAAUACCUCACUAGAUGCUACUAUUGAGUUUCAAGGAACUACGUACAUAGUUCCUGCAUGGUCUGUUAGUAUUCUUCCCGACUGCAAGAAUGUAGCUUAUAAUACAGCUAAGGUGCAAACUCAAACUGUAGAGAUGGUGAAGAGAAAAAACGAAGCAGAGGAUGAACCCUAUUCUCUUAAAUGGUCAUGGAGGCCAGAAAACACUGACGCAACUGUACUCCACGGGAAGGGUCAUUUUCAUGCAAAUCAACUUAUUGAUCAAAAAGCUGCUACUAAUGAUGCUAGCGAUUAUCUUUGGCAUAUGACCAGAUUGAAUAUCAAGAAAGAUGAUCCAAUUUUGAGUCAUGAUUUAUCUCUUCGAAUCAACGGCAGUGGCCACAUUAUUCAUGCCUAUGUUAAUGGAAAUUAUAUUGGUUCUGAAUGGGCAAAAUAUGGUGUUUUCAAUUAUGUUUUUGAAAAGAACAUCACUUUGAGAGAAGGACACAACUUAAUUACUAUUCUCAGUGGAACAGUUGGAUUACAGAAUUACGGUCCCAAGUUCGACUUGAUACAAACUGGAAUUCUAAGUCCAGUAGAAUUGAUUGGACACAAAGGUGAUGAGAUUGUAAUUAAAGACUUGUCUUCAGCAAAAUGGUCAUACAGGGUGGGACUGCAUGGAAUGAACCAUCAAAUCUCGAGCAACAAUCAACUUUAUACCUUGGAUUCACCAUUUUCUUCCAAAUUAUGGGAAGAAGAUAAUGAACUUCCCACAAAUAGGAUGAUGACUUGGUACAAGACUACUUUCAAAGCUCCCCUUGGAAAAGAUGCAGUUGUGUUGGAUUUGCAAGGCAUGGGAAAGGGAUUUGCCUGGGUAAAUGGGCACAACAUUGGGAGAUAUUGGCCAAGUUUCAUUGCUGACGAGAAUGGCUGUGAGACUAAGGAAUGUGAUUAUAGAGGUCCAUAUGAUAACAACAAAUGUCUGAGUAAUUGUGGCCAACCAUCCCAGAGAUGGUAUCAUGUCCCUCGUUCCUUCCUUGAAGAUGAUGAAAACACGUUGGUUUUAUUUGAAGAGUUUGGUGGAAACCCAGGAGAAGUAAAUUUCCAAACAGUUACAGUAGGAAAAGUAAGUGGGAAGGGCAAUGAAGGGGACACAAUAGAGCUUUCAUGCUAUGGAAAACCCAUUUCAGCAAUUCAAUUUGCUAGCUUUGGUGAUCCUCAAUGGACUGCUGGUUCCUUCGUAAAAGGCACUUGUGAAGGAUCAAAAGAUGCUUUCUCAAUCAUCCGAACGGCAUGCGUUGGGAAGGAGAGUUGUGCAAUUAAAGUUUCAAAAGAUGUAUUUGGGCCAACAACUUGUGGGAGAGAAGUUGUGAGCACUCUAGCUGUGGAAGCUUUAUGUUAGCAAGAAAUUACAGUUUUUGUUCUUUGUUAGGGAACUUUUGCUUAGGUUUGAGUCGUGUAAUCAAUUGUUCAUAAAUUAAUAAAGUUCUUAAUUAAUGGUUUUUUCUUAA